Moneuplotes crassus is the source of this 562-nucleotide messenger RNA. Lineage: Eukaryota; Ciliophora; Spirotrichea; Euplotida; Euplotidae. The record is from the annotation of a GenBank genome assembly.
AAUAUAUUAAAGAUUACUUCUAUGAACACUCAUUCAAAAACCGAAAAUAUUUGGGAUGACCUUGACUGAACUGUCUCUGAUGAGUACAACCAGUCAGUAGGGAUAAAUGGUGUUUAUCAGUCCAAUAUAUCCAGGAAUAUCUUGGUUGAAGACAAAGGAAGUGACCGUUCAGCUAGAUACCUAGGCGAGAGUCAAGAACACCAAGAUUUGGAUGCUAUACAAAUGCCAAAUAAAGCUAAAAUUAUGGAAAAAUUAAAUAUGAGUGAAGACACUCCUAGAGCUUCAGUAAAUAUGCUAUUGAGCUCACAAGAUGAAGAUCAAGAUCUCUGGAAAGAUGUGAAACAUCAGAAGAAGUCCACAUUCUUCUUGCCUAUGAGUCAAAAAUUGAAAUCUACUAGCAAGGCUACAAACUGGAAAGAAAAGUGAAGAAACAACCAAUUAGUUGCCUCUCCCAAAAUGUUAAUGAGUCUGAGAUCAAAGUCAGCUCAUAAAGCUUCUUACUAAAAGAUGUGUGAGCAUGCUAGUAGACUUACCUAAUAUAACUUUUAUCUAAUAUAUUUGC